AAACAUAGCUAGUGCACUGCAAACCCACGCUCCGCCGGUCACUUCCAACCGCCGCCUCCUCAGCCACAUGGCGCACACUGAGAUCAGCUCGCCGCCCCGGAGCCCUCCGGUCGGGGGAUGCACCGGCGGAGCUCGGCGGACGGUGCCCUUCUCCCCAAGCUCCAGCCGAUCUUCUGCCGUCAACACCCACCGCUUAUCGAUUGAGGCUAGUGCGGCCGCAUCGCCGGAGCUACCGCAGGACAUCUUGAUGCGUGUGUUUGCCACCCUCGAGAUCCCUGACCUCGCACGCGCCGGCGCCGUCUGUGCCUCGUGGCGCUCCGGCUACAUCACCCUGCGCGACCUCGGCAAGCACAGGCAGCACCAGACGCCGUGCCUGCUUUACACCUCCGAAUCUGCCGGCGACAACGUCGCAUGCCUCUAUAGCCUCGUGGAGAAGAGGGUUUACAGGUUGAAUCUCCCCGAGCCGCCCAUCCGCAGCAGGCUCAUCAUCGGCUCCUCGCUCGGCUUGCUGGUUACCGUCGACGAGACAGCCCAAAUGCACCUCCUCGAUCCUAUCACCGGUGAACAGACUGCUCUCCCGUCGGUGACCACCUUUGAAGAGGUGAAACCUGUGUACGAUGAUUCUGGUGCUGUCCACAACUAUGAGUACUCGAUGUAUGCUAGGUACGACGUUAUCUUCCCAACACAUAUCGUUACCCCUGGUUUUCUGCAGCAUCACUUCCACCAAAAGGCCCUAGUUUUUUAUGAUGAUGCAUCCACUGGAAGCUACAUCGUGGUGCUCAUGCACGCUCCUUAUGGUCAACUCUCGUUUGCAAGAGUAGGAGAUGAUGAAUGGACCUCGCUGCCGCUAUACAGUGCCUAUUGUGACUGCACCUAUAAGGAUGGACUGUUGUAUGCAGUGGCUCAAAAGGGAGAGAUUCACGCCUUCGAUCUUAGAGGUACUGCUGUUACCAAGGAGAUUAUCAGGGGGAUAGACCGGGAAUUAUGUUUCGAUGGCAAUUACAUUGUGCAGGCUGCAUGGGGUGGUCUGCUGCUUGUUUCGAGGGAAAAAGAGUACGAUUCUGAGGAAGAUCCUGACCCUGAGCCAGAGCUUGUUCCAAACACUACGGGAAUUAUAUUGCACAAAAUUGAUGCUGGAGGAAAGAGGCUUGUGAAAAUUGAUUGCUUGCCUGACCAUGUGCUGUUUCUUGGGCUUAAUAAUACACUUUGUCUGAGCGCCAAAGAAUAUCCUGCUCUUAAGGGAAAUCAUGCCUACUUCACUGAUGAUGACGAAUUCAAUUCAUCCCAUAAGAGUUGCCUUCGUGAUAUAGGAGUGCUUGACUUGGGCAAUAAUAGCAAGGAGGUCCUUGUGUCUCCUCAGCUUUGGCCCAACUGGCCAGCUCCCGUGUGGAUUACACCCAAUCUUACAAUGAUGAAACCAACAUCGAAUAACUCUUGCCUCGACAGAAUAUAGCGUGACCUCUCUAUGUUGAUGGUACCUAUUGACAGUCUUUUCCAAUCGAGAGCAUCACAGAGCCGAUUUUUGGUGAAUUUUUGACAAAAGAGACCACCUGCGCGAGUGAAUUGUCAAAAAAGACCACCUUCGAAAAUUAUUGUCAAAAAAGACCACCUACGUUGUGGCGGCACGCGUGCCAGGUGACACAUGUCACCUGCCGCCACAGCCGGAGGCGGCAGUCCUUGCCGCCGUUGCCCAUGGCGGCAUGUCAACAAUGAUCAAUGAAUAGUGUCCUGAUCGAUGAACAGUGCACAUUAGCUACAAAAUUUGUUGAAUUUGUCUUUUUUGCUGAGCCCAAAAUACAACGUAUUUUAUAGUGAAUUUUUGCACGAUUGUAGUGCAUAGAGUUAGCUACAUGUAGGUAUUUUUUUCGAAUUUUUUGAG
Messenger RNA from Lolium perenne, 1879 nucleotides. RefSeq names its product probable F-box protein At4g22165. The record is from RefSeq and is a predicted model, not a curated record. Gene Ontology annotation, molecular function: protein binding. NCBI's taxonomy places the organism in Eukaryota, Viridiplantae, Streptophyta, Magnoliopsida, Poales, Poaceae.